This is a messenger RNA of Trypanosoma conorhini, 489 nucleotides long. Its product is annotated as actyltransferase-like protein. NCBI's taxonomy places the organism in Eukaryota, Euglenozoa, Kinetoplastea, Trypanosomatida, Trypanosomatidae. The record is from RefSeq and is a predicted model, not a curated record. Bases 1 to 489 code for a protein of 162 amino acids. The transcript has a single exon. Gene Ontology annotation, molecular function: N-acetyltransferase activity.
AUGCAGUUUGUCGUGCGCAGCUCUCAGGGCGAAGGAAGUGAGUUGUUUCGCGAUGCGUUAUCGAUUCGAAUGCGUGUCUUUGUGCAGGAGCAGGGAGUACCGGUCUCCAUAGAAAAGGACAAGCACGACGCGCACGCUGUGCACUUUGUCCUCUACGAUGAGGGAGAUCCAAUGCGGCAGCGAAAGCAACGUUGCCCAGCCGCCGCGGCGCGACUUCGUGUUGUGAAACACUGCGGCGUUCAUGCAUACGACGCGCCCGUGGCCAAGGUCGAGCGUGUGUGCGUACUGAAGCCGUACAGGGGCAAAAAGUGUGGCGUUCUCGUUAUGCAGGCGGUGGAGAGGUACGCGAGGGAGAAGAUGGGAGUAUCGGCGCUCGUCCUCCACUCGCAGGCGCCGGUGAGGGAAUUCUACAAAAAACUUGGGUACCACGAGACAUCGGAGGAAUUUAUGGAGGCCAACAUAUCGCACCUCACAAUGUCGAAGAUGUAG